Molecule: messenger RNA, 1322 nt
Organism: Bradysia coprophila
Lineage: Eukaryota; Metazoa; Arthropoda; Insecta; Diptera; Sciaridae
Gene: jhamt
Product: juvenile hormone acid methyltransferase
Source: RefSeq, a predicted model, not a curated record
GAAUUUGAAACGGCGGUGCAACAGUGCAACGGAAUUAUAUAUAAAUUUCAUAAAAAACUGCAUUUAUAAAUAUCAAUCGGUGAAGCUUUUUUUUUCUCUAUUGUUGGGAAUUUACUUUGAAAAAGUUAUCUUAUCAAUGGAAAUUUAUUCUUUGAUAUUCGAUCGAUUUGUUGUUCGUUGCUAUUGUUGUGUUAUUUUAAGAAAAUUCGCCUUGUAAAGCGGAAAAAUUGACAUUGAAAUUUUUCGCGAUAUAUUGCUGUGGUCGGCUGAAAAUUAUUUAUUUCGAGAUUUCAUCUGUACCGGUGAACAUCAAGUGACUAAAUAUUGGAACUCAAUAAUAUAUUGCAUUCAAAGUGUGUAUCAUUUGCAACGAUGCACAAGGCAGCUUUAUAUCAACGUUCAAAUGGUUUACAGCGUCGGGAUGCUAAGGAAGUUCUUGAAGAAUUUGCCCACAAUUUCAACUUCCGCUCUGAUGGCACCGACACUUUGAUGGACAUUGGUUGUGGAAGCGGCGACGUUACAAUUGAUUUCAUUCUUCCAUUGCUGCCAUUGAAUUUUAAGCGUUUGGUCGGAAGCGAUCUAUCCGAUCAAAUGAUACGAUACGCGCAAGAAAGUUUCCAACAUCCGAAAAUUGCGUUCCAAAAACUAGACAUCGGUGGCGAUUUGACUGGCUAUUUGGAAACGGUUGAACCGUUCGAUCACAUAACGUCGUUCUACUGCUUGCACUGGGUACAGAAUCAGGAGAAAGCUUUGCAAAAUGUUUUCGAUUUACUGCAACCGGACGGCGAUUGUUUGAUUGCAUUUUUGGCGGCUAAUCCGAUAUUUGAAAUUUACAAACAAAUGUCGCAGACAAUCAGAUGGUCACAGUAUAUGGCUGAUGUUAAUCGCUACAUUUCACCGUAUCAAUAUUCCAUUAAUCCUAUCAAAGAAUUGGAAAAGACAUUGCUGUCGGUGGGCUUUGCCGAUUAUCAAGUGGCUGCCCGUGAUAAAAUGUUUGUUUUCGAUGGACUGGAAAUUUUGAAAAAAUCAGUAAGAGCUGUCAACCCGUUUCUGGAUCGUAUACCGCCAGAGGAACAUGACGACUUUUUAAACGAUUACGUCAGCAUUGUGUCGAAAAUGCAAUUAACCGAACACGAUCAGGAGAACGGCGACUGCAAAUUCCGGACACCGUAUAAAUUGCUGAUUGUCUAUGCGAGAAAAUAAUUUUCGAUUUUUUUGGAUUUAUUUCUUUUAACAUUGUACCUCAGAGUAGCCUUUUAGUGAUGGGAUGAUGAUCUAAACAUUUUCAGAUUUUAGAUAAUAAAAAGUGAAUUUAUUUAUUG